Messenger RNA from Hemibagrus wyckioides, 5814 nucleotides. RefSeq names its product potassium voltage-gated channel subfamily H member 7-like. Gene Ontology annotation, molecular function: inward rectifier potassium channel activity. Bases 404 to 3898 code for a protein of 1164 amino acids. Lineage: Eukaryota; Metazoa; Chordata; Actinopteri; Siluriformes; Bagridae. Gene Ontology annotation, biological process: potassium ion transmembrane transport; membrane repolarization during action potential. Gene Ontology annotation, cellular component: membrane. The transcript is spliced from 17 exons. The record is from RefSeq and is a predicted model, not a curated record.
AGACUUGCUCCGUGAAGCUCCGCUUCCUCCCUCAUCUCAUCCCCCUCAGUGUCGCUGGUUGUUUCUGAAGCCUCUAUAGAGGUGAAAUCCGCCACGGAAGCUUCACUCAUGCACUCGCUCUCAGCGCGGAGGGACGGAGUCCACCUGCACAAAGCGAUGCUGCUCGACCCGAAUCCGACCCGAUCUUUCUCUUCCGCUAUCGCUCUCUGUAUCCGCAAGAAGUUCAAGCCCAGGAUGCACAGCAAAGCGCUUUACCACCGUGUUUAAUGAAAGUGGAACCGCGAGGCUAGCAUGAUUUUUGUAUCCAAAGGAGCGUGAUCUGACAGCGGCUUGAACUUUUUAUUAUUAUUAUUAUUAUUUCUAGGAGCAAAAGCGCAUUUGGACCUGAUCGUUUUUUUUAAUCAUGCCUGUACGAAGAGGUCAUGUGGCACCGCAAAACACAUUUCUGGGAAUAAUAAUACGAAAAUUCGAGGGACAAAAUAAGAAUUUUAUCAUAGCAAAUGCUCGUGUCCAGAACUGCGCAAUCAUCUACUGUAAUGAUGGCUUCUGUGAGAUGACUGGUUUCUCCAGGCCAGAUGUUAUGCAGAAGCCCUGCAUGUGCGACUUCCUGCAUGGGGAGAGAACCAAUCGACAAUCCAUUGCCCAGGUGGCUCAGGCUCUGCUGGGCUCUGAAGAACGCAAGGUGGAGAUCACUUACCACCGCAAAGAUGGUUCGGAUUUUCUUUGCAAUACGCACAUCAUUCCAGUGAAGAACGAGGAAGGCGUAGUGAUGAUGUUCAUUCUGAAUUUUGACUAUGUCCUGGAAGAGGACAGCAGUGAUUCCCUGGAAAGGCUCAACCUCACCCCUCCACCUAAAUCUGAUUACAACCACCAUCUAUGCCAUGAUGCUGAACACUCGAUCCUCUGGAAAGGAAGAUUCUUCAGGUUCCGUUUGCCUUCCUUGAACCUGUUAGGUUCCAGCAAACAGUCUCUGCCCCAGGAAGACCCUGACACAGUGAUGGUAGACUCUCCGAGAGCUAGCAAUGACUCUGUGCCAAUGAGGGACUUCCAGUCUCCGACUAAGGAAAGCUGUAGUCCUGCUGAUGCCAAUGACACACAGGCUCUUAUCAGCUCCAGUCCUCAUUCAUCCCCAAUUAGUGUGUCUGGACCCCUUGACCACUCAUCCCCUAAACAACUGUGGGACCGCCCAAGUCUGUCUCAGGCCCAGUCCACUACCUGCCUGGCGCAGUCCAUCUCCAGAGACAGUGUGUGUAGCAGAAGACGAGCCUCAUCCGUGCAUGAUAUCGAAGGCCUCAGCUCCAACUCCAAACGCCUGUUGCGGGAUCGGCAUGCUAGUGAAGACCAUGGCCGCAGUGUGAAAGGUCCUUUUAACCAUCUCAAAUCUAGCCUGCUGGGCUCUACCUCAGACUCCAACCUAAACAAAUACACUACAAUUAACAAGAUUCCCCUCAUCGCACUUAACUUCUCUGAAACUAACAACGACAAAAGAGCUCCCUCACCUCCUUCCUCCGAGAAGACCAUCAUUGCUCCGAAAGUUAAAGACCGCACACACAAUGUCACUGAGAAAGUCACACAGGUGUUGUCACUAGGUGCAGAUGUAUUACCAGAGUACAAGCUCCAGGCUCCGCGCAUAGACAAAUUCACCAUUCUACACUACAGUCCGUUUAAGGCCAUGUGGGACUGGCUCAUUCUGCUCCUUGUCAUUUACACGGCCAUCUUCACCCCAUACUCUGCCGCCUUCCUGCUGAAUGAUCGUGAGGAACAGAAGAGGAGAUUGUGUGGCUACUCCUGCAGUCCCCUUAACGUUGUCGACCUAAUGGUGGACAUCAUGUUCAUCAUCGACAUCCUUAUAAACUUCCGCACAACUUAUGUAAAUUCCAACGAGGAGGUUGUGAGUCACCCAGGGAAGAUCGCUGUGCACUAUUUUAAGGGCUGGUUUCUCAUAGACAUGGUAGCUGCCAUUCCGUUCGACCUACUCAUCUUUGGAUCAGGGUCGGAUGAAACAACUACUCUGAUUGGUCUGUUGAAGACAGCCAGGCUGCUGAGAUUAGUCCGGGUGGCCAGGAAGCUGGACCGCUACUCUGAGUAUGGAGCAGCAGUGCUUAUGCUCCUCAUGUGCAUCUUCGCACUCAUUGCCCAUUGGCUGGCCUGUAUCUGGUAUGCCAUCGGCAAUGUAGAAAAGCCUUAUCUGGAGCACAAGAUUGGCUGGCUGGAUAAUCUCGGAGUGUCCAUUGGAAAACGUUACAACUACAGUGACCCCAACUCUGGACCCUCUAUUAAGGACAAAUAUGUCACUGCACUGUAUUUCACAUUCAGCAGUCUGACCAGCGUGGGCUUCGGCAAUGUCUCACCAAAUACCAACUCAGAGAAGAUCUUUUCUAUCUGCGUCAUGCUUAUUGGCUCCCUAAUGUAUGCCAGCAUCUUCGGGAAUGUAUCUGCUAUUAUUCAGCGGCUCUACUCAGGAACGGCGCGGUAUCACACCCAGAUGCUGCGUGUGAAAGAGUUUAUCCGCUUCCACCAGAUCCCAAACCCACUCAGGCAGAGGCUGGAAGAGUAUUUUCAGCAUUCCUGGAACUACACCAAUGGCAUCGACAUGAACAUGGUGUUAAAGGGCUUUCCAGAAUGCUUACAAGCAGAUAUCUGUCUCCAUCUGAACCGAAGCCUGCUGCAAGACUGUAAGGCUUUCCGUGGGGCCACAAAAGGUUGCUUGCGUGCCCUGGCCAUGCGCUUUAAGACAACCCAUGCUCCACCAGGUGACACACUGGUUCACAGUGGAGAUGUCCUUACAGCACUUUACUUCCUGUCUCGAGGAUCGAUAGAAAUCCUGAAGGAUGACAUUGUAGUGGCCAUUCUAGGCAAGAAUGACAUAUUUGGAGAGAUGAUCCACUUGUAUGCAAAACCAGGAAAAUCAAAAGCAGAUGUGCGAGCUCUAAGCUACUGUGACCUGCACACCAUCAACCGGGAAGACCUGCUGGAAGUCUUGGAUAUGUACCCGGAGUUUUCCGACCACUUCCUCACCAACCUGGAGCUCACCUUUAACCUGAGAGAUGAUAUCACUAAGCCCAGUUAUGCAUCAGGCAGUGACUCAGAAGGAGAAGACAAUAAAGACAGAAGAAAGAUUUCUUUCAGUUGUAAGCAAACCAAAGGGGGUAGCAUCAAGGACAUGGAAAAUGAGAACAAGAAGGAGCGGCGCGAGUCACGACUCAGCUCAAAAAGAGGCUCUGAUGACUGCAGGGCUUCCAGGGAGGAGCAGCAAAGAAAUCAGGCAACUGGAAUAAUGGAAUAUCCAUGCGUAGACAGUUACACACCAUCCUCUGAUUGCAGCCCGUUUAGUGGCAAGAUGGACAGAGAGGCAUAUUAUUAUGAAAGGCCGAGUGCUGACUGGGGCAGCGUGAGGCCAAGGGAGGCUUUGGAAGACUCACAACCUCAGACUCAUAAACUGAGAAGGGAGGAGGAAGAGGAGCUAGAGUGUGAUCUAACAUAUGGUGAAGUACAGCAGAGACUGGACCACCUGCAGGAUCACCUGAACAGGUUGGAGUCUCAGAUGACUUCAGACAUCAAGGCUAUCCUGUGUUUACUGCAAAGAAGCUCCUCUGCAGGCCCUCCUGCAUACAGUGCAGUGACUGCCAGCCUGGAGAAACAGGCCAUCAGAACACAGUCUGCAGUCAACACCAGCCAAACCAUCACGCCUGUCCCACAGGACCAAGAGACAAGUCAACCCCAGAGCCCUACAACAAAUGAGAAUGUCCACUCCAAGCAUCAACAUUCCAAAUCACUUCUUCCAAUCCACCUCUCCUCACCGUCCCAGACACCCAACACCAGUACAACAGCUGUGGAGCUCCACAGGCCUCUGUCUGACCCUGGACUGCCAAGAUGUAGCACUGAAUCACUUCCAUGACUAUAAGACUUCAUUUCUAUAUAGCUUAGUGGGCUGGAUUGCCACCUUUAAGAACAUUAUGCUUGUAUGUGCAAGAGGAGAAUAAUAUUCCUGGUCACGUUUCCAUGGAGCUGAAACUGUAUUUCCUUUAUUUUGAACAUUCUGUUUGAUUUGAGUGAGAAUCCCUAAACUCUGACCUCUUUUGUAGGUUUUGCUCCAUGCUAGCCUGCUGGAUGUGAAUAAGUAACCUCACUCAAGGACUCAGGGUCUGGUUCAUGGCAACAUUAGAAAAUGAAUUGUGAUGGUGGACACUCAUCUCUAUGGUGGUUCAUUUGCCCCAUUAUAAAUUUACUGCUGUGUUCUAUCAUUCAAAUUCAUUAAACACUCGGAUAGGUCGCAAAUCUAGGACUGUCAGUAGUCCUAUGGUAUAUUAUGGUACUGUUUGACUUUUGGUUGAUGAACAGCACUUUCACAGGUCACAGCCAUGUAGCCAUUUUCUGCCUCAGUUUACAGUUACACGACUUUGUUGGUAUCCAAGGUUAAAAAUUCAGGAGAUAAAAAGAGACUGGUAUUUGACAAUAUCAUCAUAUUCUCACACAUGUAAUUACCACUUUCAUCUACUUACAGCACAUUCCUGUUUCAAAGGUUAAGUAGCAUGUAGUAAGUCUGUCCAUAGAAAAGUGCAUGUCUGAAAGCAUUACUUGUUGCAUGCUUGCAACAUACUGGAAAGCAAUUGUAGUGUGAUUCUGGCAUGUAUCUAAAAUGUUUUUAUUCUUUAUUUUAAUGGGUCAUAUUGCUUUGCACAUGAACCAGAAUACUGGAGGCCUAGAACUAUUUUGAUGACCAAAGCUUUGGUACCACACACAUGUAGCUCUGAAUAUGUGUGUGUGUGUGUGUGUGUGUGUGUGUGUAAAAUUUUUUAGCAACUACUGUAAAACAGUUAUGGCUGAGACUGGAUUUUUAAGGAAACAUCUGUUUAGUUUUCAAACCAUCAUGGACUUUUAGUUUUACAAGUUACUAUUCUGCUCAGAAUAGUAACAAAUGGAAUAUGGUACCUUUUAUAUUAAUAGCUUCCAUUGCAAAUUAAUGCAGCAAUAAGCAUUUAAGCCUACGUAUUUAUGUAUUUAUUUCACCCAUUUGUAAUGGAUGCUUAAAUUGACUUUCGUUGGGUCUUAACAACACCUUGUUUACUGCCAGUAGAGCAUGUUUCACAGUAUAUGUUACUAAAUGUAGCCUAAACUUUAAACACUGAAUAAGGGUUUUACUAAAAAUCCAAGUGAAUAUUUUCACUUAUCAGAAAGGGAAAACAACCCUCCUAAGAAAAUUCGUAUCGCACGUUAGGAGCCUCAAAUGCAGCAUUGAAAAGAUUUUUAUAUUCAUAUCUUGGGUGUAGAAAGGAACGAGCUAAAAGUUCUAUUUAUUAAAUUUGACCUAUUUCAUAACACCACACAUCCAACACCAAACAUUAAAAUAGAAUAUGCUGUAACUUGCUGGAUCAAGUGCUGUCUGUAAACAUGUCUUUACUAAGUACUCGCAGAUCAAGAGCAUGCAUCCUAAAGACUUCUGUCACACCCUCUCCUUUCAUGUAAAAAGAUUCGCACCAUUAAACCUGAAAUGUAGCCUGCUGAUAAUGAGAGUGGACAAGUUGACAGAAAAUUAUUGUGAACUUGCAUAUUGAAUAUUUUAAAAAAAUAUUGCAAACUUUUGCACAUAUUCUCCAAACUUGUACAAGAUAGUCACUUUUUACCUGAGUGUGUUUCACAUGUUGUUUAAUUUUAUUAUUUUUUAUGCAUUUUUAAAGUUUGCCACCAUAUAUUUUAUACACUGCAACACUAUACAGGUUAUUUGAAUGUGUCAGUUAUUUGAGGAAUUAAUAUAAAUAGAACUAUAUAGUGUAUAUAGCACACUUGCUUUAGGAGAUUACUUUUGAAGAAUUG